Molecule: messenger RNA, 2941 nt
Organism: Mercenaria mercenaria
Lineage: Eukaryota; Metazoa; Mollusca; Bivalvia; Venerida; Veneridae
Product: bifunctional peptidase and arginyl-hydroxylase JMJD5-like
Exons: 9
Coding region: 150-1454 (434 amino acids)
Molecular function (GO): calcium ion binding; 2-oxoglutarate-dependent dioxygenase activity
Source: RefSeq, a predicted model, not a curated record
AUUUACAAGAUGGCCGCGCCCAUGAAGAUUCGUGCGAGUUGAUAUCCUUCCUUGUUUUUAUUAUUAUUCCUAAUAACAGAUCUGUCGUACAUGUAACAAUUGCUUGCAACGGUCGUAAAGGUAUUGGCUGUAGAUAAAGAAAUAGAAGCAUGAAGAAGCAAUUAAAAGUUGUUAUUGUAUUGUCAUUGCUGGUGUCACUGAGCAUAGUGGUUGUAGGACAGUUCAAGAAGCUUGGAAGUCACAAACCUCCGUCCAAAGGCGCUACAAUUUUGGCUGGAAAGUUUCCACCUCCUACUGUAUUUUAUUCUCAUUUCAUUGAGAAAGGACAGCCAUUGUUAAUGAAAGGUGUUUUGAAUGAAACUGGUUAUACAGCAUUUGUGAAGUGGACAGAUAAAUAUCUUGGGACAAAGUAUGGCAGUGAGAUAGUGGAGAUUGAGAGAGGAAAGAAGGAAGACAGAGAUGGAAAAGCUAUUGAGCUAACCCUGUCUAAAUAUCUAGAAAUCUACAAGAGCAGUGAUCUAUAUAUGGUGCAUACAGUACCUGAUAGCAUGAAAGAUGAAGUUUUGGUACCCUACAGCCUGCAGUGUGGUGGUUUCCAAGACAACCUGCAAGAUGCUGUACUCUGGUUCUCAGGAGGCAGUACCAAGUCUGUCCUACAUUACGACACUGUGGACAAUAUAAACUGCCUGCUUGACGGAGAAAAGAAACUGGUACUCAUAGAUAAGAGAUAUAAGAACAUGGUAGAGGAGCAUGGCUGGGUGGAGGAUGGUGCCUAUAGUCAGGUGGACGUGGAUGCAGUGGAUCCAGGCAAGUUCCCUGGUGUAUAUAAUGCAGCCUGGUUCCAGAUCAAUAUGCAGAAAGGAGAUUGUGUCUACAUACCAUACAAAUGGUAUCAUCAUGUGUAUUCUCCACCUGGGAGAAAUCUAGCUGUAAAUCUCUGGUUCUCACAUUUAUGGUGGUUCAAUCAGACAGAUUGUAAAGAUUACACAAGUAAAGAGAGUAAACCAUUGUCAGAGUUCUCCAUGGCAUCUCCAAAUAUGCAACUAAGGUCUGAGUUUCUGUCACGUUUUGAUGGACAUUCAGGUGUGAGUCAGAAGUCUUUUAUAAUGAACUGUGGAUGUACCAGUGAUCAAGAUGCGCUUAAGUUGUGGGAAAUGCUGAAUAAAAACAAGGACAGAAAACUGACGUGGGAGGAAUUUUACAGUUUUGAUAUGGAUGAGGCUGUAAUGAAGGUUCCGCAAUGUUUUAAUGUUGACAUCGAUGAAGAGGAGGAGGAAAGUGUUGAAGAUAAAAUGCAGGAAGAGAUUAAAGUUGAUAUUGGUAAAGAUGAGACUAAAGAUGAAAAUGUUGAAAGUAGUUCAUCUGAACCUGUAGAUAAUUUAGGUGAAAGUUUAGGCAGUGUUGAAUCCCAGGAUAAAGAUAUCAAAGAUAUAGAAAAAAACAAUAGAUGGUAAAACUGUAGAUACUGAUAAAGACUCAUCUACAGAUAAAACUGAAGAGGAAGAAGUUGUAAAAAUGGAUAAAAGUGCUGAAUCAAAAGUAAGUGCAACAGGUGAUAGUGUUGAUACCUCUGACCAGAAAGGUAGAAGUACAGUAGACACUGAUGAUGACUCAUUAAAUGGCAGACAGCUAAAUGAGAAGCAUGUUGAACAUGACGAGUUUUAAGUGGUUUAACUGUAGGUUCAAAUUCAUUUAAGUUUAAAUCACUUUAAUCCAUGAUACUGGUACAUGUGAUCCAACUAUAUGUAUACAUCUUUCUAAAGGUCUCUGAGGGUGGUAGCAGGCUCUUUUUGAACUUUUUAAGAUAUCUUCAGUUUUGUCUGUUUUGGGGCCAAAAAUAGGCAGAAUUGCAAUUUAAAAAAUGAAUGUUUUUGGAAAUUUUACUCUUUUUUUUUUUCUUUUGGCGUGAAAAUAUAGCAUUUAUGCUAACUAAGAUAUCCAGAAAGUUUUUAUAACAGUCAGUUCACAAAUCAAGUCAAAAUUUAAUUUAAAAAAUAAUUAGAGGUAAAAUUGACUGAAAUCAGUACCCCACUAGAAUCAUUUUAUGAAGAUAAAUUAAAAAGUUAUAAAGAUGUUUUGAAACUUUAAGGAGAUCCCAUUACAAGUCUUGGGGUUUGUUAGAAUGAUGUUUAAUAUCAAUAGUAGUGUCUUUUAUUUAAAGAGAUAUAUCAAGGAAAAUUUUUGUUAUGGAAAAGGUGGAUUAUAUAGCGGAGAUUUAAGUAUUUAAAUAUCUUAUAAUCAUAUACAGUGAAAUCAUUAACCCUUAACCUGCUAUAUUUCCAUAAUGGACUGGUCCAUCUUUCAAUUUGGACAGUACCACUUAUUACUCAAAGGGGUUUUCACUGAAAAUUUACUGACUGAAUAGCGAACAGUGCAGACCAUGAUCAGACUGCACGGAUGUGCAGGCUGAUCUUGGUCUGCACUGGUCGCAAAGGCAGAAUCAUCUGCCGCCAGCAGGCUAAGAGUUAAUAUUUGUGGGGGACUAACUUUUAUGGAUUUUGUGGUUGAUUCAGUCCACACAAUUAAAUCAUGAAGAAUAGAAAAAAAUAUUUGUUUAUCAUAUUUCUAAAAUUUUAAAUCCAUGAAUUUGUGUACCUGUGGACAAAAUUAUGAAAUUUAAAUGCUCACGUUAUUUUGUACAAAACAUUCCAUACUUAGAUAAAUAUUCCAUUAAAUGGUUUUGUGUUGUGACUGAUACUUGCUCAUACACUAUUUCUCUUACUAGUGUUUCAUAUUUUAUUUUUUAUAUCUUCUAAAAAUACAGUAAACCUCGCUUAUAAGGAACAGCUUGGGACCUCUAAAAAUUGUUCCUUAUAACCGAGGUUUCCUAUAUCCGUAUAGCGAACUAAUUCCUUGUAACCGAUGUUUGUAUAACGAACACAAUUUGUACAGCGAACACUGUUUGACUGACGUUUGAAAAGGGCUCCGGGUCGACCAUGAA